GUGAAUUCCAAAUUCUUCAGACUUGCCACAGUUGUCGCUGUGUGCGCUGUGUUCAUUUUCAUUACAGAUUACUGAGUGGUAGAGUUUGUGUUUGUGACCAUAGUUUGUGACUACGUAUUUAAGAGAAAAAAAACUUUUUUGAGUGGCUUACAAACAAUACUUGUGCUACGAUGGCUUCCACAUUGGAAUCACAAAGACUUACCGAAGAAGAACAACUAGAAAUAAGAGAACGGCUAACUCAGAUUGACAAAAAUGGCGAUGGGCAUAUCGACUUAAAAGAACUUAGAGAAGCGCUAGAAUUAUGCGGCUUAAAAAUAGCCGGCUACCAAUCCCGCCUGAUCGAGGAAGAGUUCAAGAAUUCGAAAAAAACUAAGAUAAACGGCAAAUUGACGUAUGAUGAAUUCGAAAAAUUGGUCUGCGACCUCAAGGCGAACGAUGUGGCCAACACAUUCAGAACUGCAGUGUCAAAAAGGGAAAAUCUGCAGCAUUUAGGCGGUACUUCCCACGCAUCCAACGAUGGCACGACGCACUCUGUCAGGCUGGAAGAGCAGCUGGCCUUUUCCGAUUGGAUCAAUUCCAAUUUACAACACGAUCCAGACUUAAGAAGACUAUUGCCUAUAGAUCCGGAGGGCAAACAGCUGUACGAAAAAGUCCAGGAUGGCAUUUUGUUAUGCAAAAUAAUAAACCAUUCAUGUCCAGACACAAUAGACGAAAGAGUAAUUAACAAAGGAAAACUGACCCUAUAUACGAAAUUAGAAAACUUGACGCUGGCUCUGAACUCUGCCUCUGGCAUAGGCUGCAACGUCAUUAACAUAGACGCACACAGUUUGGAGAAGGGCACUCCUCACCUAGUACUUGGCCUACUCUGGCAAAUCAUCCGUAUAGGACUGUUCAAUCAAAUCACCCUAGAACACUGUCCAGGCCUUACCACCCUCCUGGGAGAAGACGAAAAAAUCGACGACCUCAUGAAACUUUCACCUGAAGCUAUUCUACUGAGAUGGGUGAACUACCACCUGGAAAAAGCGGGUACUCACAGGAGAGUGACCAAUUUCCAGAGUGACAUUACCGAUUCCGAAGUGUACACGUACUUGCUGAAGCAGAUCGCUCCAACUGAGGCUGAAGUCAAUAUGGACGCGUUGACGGAGAGGGAUCUCCAUUCGAGGGCUGAAAUAAUGCUUCAGCAAGCUGCCAAGUUGAAGUGUCGCUCCUUUGUCACGCCGCAAGAUGUCGUUAAUGGAGUCUAUAAGUUGAAUUUGGCUUUUGUUGCUAAUUUGUUCAACAACCAUCCCGGAUUGCAUCAAACCAAUGGGGCUAUUGAUGGCUAUGAGACCAUAGAAGAAACAAGGGAGGAAAGAACUUACAGAAACUGGAUUAAUUCAAUGGGCGUGACGCCUCACGUGAACUGGCUGUACUCAGACCUAGCCGAUGGCUUGAUAGUCUUCCAGCUUUAUGACAUCAUCAAGCCUGGAGUAGUGAGCUGGAACAGGGUCCAUCGCAAGUUCACCAACGAGCGCAAGAAGUUCAUGGAGAAACUGGAGAACUGCAAUUACGCCGUGGAGCUUGGCAGGCAGAUCAAAUUCUCCUUGGUUGGAAUUGGCGGCCAGGAUAUUAACGAAGGAAAUGUCACGUUGACUCUAGCUCUAAUCUGGCAACUGAUGAGGGCGUAUACCCUGUCAAUUCUGUCACAACUGCACGAAUCAGGAAGCCCUAUUGUCGAGAAAGAAAUUGUCAAUUGGGUCAAUGCUAAACUGACGUCCGCAGGAAAGAAGUCUUCCAUUAGAAGUUUCCAAGACCCCACUAUUGCGGAUGGUAAGGUAGUUAUUGACCUCAUUGAUGCUAUCAGGCCCGGGGCUAUUAACUAUGACCUAGUCAAAACAGGAGGCACUGAAGAGGAUAAUUUGGCUAAUGCAAAAUACGCCAUAUCAAUGUCACGCAAGGCUGGAGCUAGGGUCUACGCUUUGCCUGAGGAUAUUACAGAAGUCAAACCCAAAAUGAUAAUGACAGUCUUCGCCUGUCUGAUGGCAUUGGACUACAUACCCAACAUGGACAGCGCCAACAGGCAAUAAACAAUAUCAUUUCCUUUUUGUAUUUAAUAUUUUUUUUAUAUAUAUAUUGUACUAAAUAGAGUUUUAUAUUAUGACAUUCCAAAAAAAUGUUUAUGUUACUGCUAGUCCGCGAAAGUAUUAGAUACAAAAUUUGAUGACAUUCCUUUUUUGGGUAACGGUGCAAUAAAAAAAUUUUAAAUCAUUUUGGCUGGUUCAAAACACUUUGACAACGGAGUACAAAUAGCGCCUUUUUGUAUUAUCGGAAAUCCAUCUUAAUUUUUUUUUUCAUUCUUAACUUAUUUUGAUUUUAAUUUUAAUUUUUUAUGGUUAUAAUUUAUUGGCUCUACAAUACCGAUCUAAGUGCCAUCUACAUCGUAAGUGUGUAAAAUAGUAUUAAUUAAUAUUUAUACUUUGUAUAAAUUUAUAACUUUUUCAUGUACAUCAUCUUGCUUUAUGGAAAUAAAAAAGUGAUUUUU
Messenger RNA from Sitophilus oryzae (rice weevil), 2521 nucleotides. RefSeq names its product plastin-2 (gene Fim). Gene Ontology annotation, cellular component: actin filament bundle; cytoplasm; actin filament. Gene Ontology annotation, molecular function: calcium ion binding; actin filament binding. The transcript has 5 exons. Bases 171 to 2066 code for a protein of 631 amino acids. Gene Ontology annotation, biological process: actin filament bundle assembly; actin filament network formation. The record is from RefSeq and is a predicted model, not a curated record. NCBI's taxonomy places the organism in Eukaryota, Metazoa, Arthropoda, Insecta, Coleoptera, Curculionidae.